Messenger RNA from Cuculus canorus (common cuckoo), 7413 nucleotides. RefSeq names its product bradykinin receptor B2 (gene BDKRB2). Gene Ontology annotation, molecular function: bradykinin receptor activity. Lineage: Eukaryota; Metazoa; Chordata; Aves; Cuculiformes; Cuculidae. Gene Ontology annotation, biological process: smooth muscle contraction; G protein-coupled receptor signaling pathway; neutrophil chemotaxis. The record is from RefSeq and is a predicted model, not a curated record. Gene Ontology annotation, cellular component: membrane. The transcript is spliced from 2 exons. The coding region runs from base 1520 to 2734 and encodes 404 amino acids.
UGGAGAGUCUAAUGUGGACAUAUUAGAGAUUUCCAUUUGGAAAAAAAUGUGUUCUGAAAGUCCUUCAUUGCACUUGAUUGGGCUUGUGCUUUUUCCACAUUUUCCUUCGUAGACAAUCUACUGGAAUUUAGUAGUUUCAUUUUCACCCAGGAGGGAGAAAUAACCUUUUCUCACUCUAGACUUCUUUUUAUUGAAAUAACUAUUUAAUAGAACUUUUUUUCCCAUUUUUCUUAACAUAAUUGAUAUAAAUUUCCUUAAGGAUAACUGAAGAGCAAGAGCUGUCCUUCCAUACUUCAAGUGUACUUGUGUACUUCAAGUUUAGGCACCAAAGGCUCUUUUCUUUAUUAUCUUAACUUCCUGACAAAUCAGGGAGUUGAUUUGUAUUAAAAAUAACCUUUUCUUUUGCAAGGUUAUUUUUGUCCCAGUUAAGUUCCUCAGUCUGGUUCAACAUGAACAACUGAAUAGUGUAGCUGUGAGGGCAGCCACAGGGUGCAAAGGGACAGUGAGGGGUAAAUGAAUAACAGGAAAUACUUAUGUUAACAUUGCCACAAAAAGUGUCCAAUUGAUCUGCAACCUCAAAUGUGUUGAAGCCCUUUAGAGAUUUCAUUAUACAAUGACUGCAAAUUAAAAAUUAAAGUCAUGGGGUUAGUGAAAGCAGAACAUUUUAGGAGAGUUUCAGAGACUUCCUCUAUCCCUUCAAAAUAUCAAAUGCUUCCUCAUUGAAACAGCGUUACAAGGACAUUCUGAGUAACUUUCAGGGCACUGGGCUUGGAAAUAAGAGACUCAGUGCACUGGGGAUAGAUGACGAAGAUACUUCUUUGUGGUAGCAAAGCGUGAAAGAAGAGCAGGUAGAAAUAGAAGCUUUGAAAAUAAGCCUCAUGGAGAGGGUAUAGAAUUUAUGAGGAGGAUAUCUUGUCUGUAUUUUUGUUGAUACUGAAUUCUGAAAAUCAGAGAUGAUGACCUCAUUCUUCCAGCACACCUUGAUAUUCUUGCCGGGCAGCGCCUCUCCUUAUGCUAUCCCAUCACGUGUGCCUCAGGCCUACUAGAGCUGUAGAUAUGGAGCUAAAGAAGAAAAUACAUGUUGAAAUUUGUGCUAUAACCUGUUACAAAAAAAAACAGACAUCAUACUGAAACCAAGUCAUUCAAAGCCAUUAAAAUGAAACUUACCUUUUCCUGGCCAGGAAAUACCUAUCAGAUGGUCACUAAUGAGGCAGUUUAGUAGAAGUUCUGCAGCUUCUUAACAACUUCUUGAGUGAAUCUGCUUUACACUCCAAGCUCCUGAGAAAUGAGUCAGCAGACCACAAGCUUCCUUGCAUGCACCACACUGCAGAGGACUCUCCUUAGCUACAGAAGCUUUUAAAUUCCAUUUUUUUCUCUUUGCAGUCAGAGCAGAUCUGUUGGGCACAUACCUUUUUUCUUCUUACAGAUCCUAUGGCUCCUCACUUGGUUUACCAUAGAUGUACACUAGCAUGAAGAAGCUUGGCCACAAGACUCAUAGGCACCACUGGGGACCACUUGGAUGCCCAAGAUGGGCUCAGAGAUGUUCAGGAGAAAAAAUCCACACAAAAUACGGAGCAUGAAAGCAGAAAUGGUUUCCAUCACAACUGAAAAUGUUACACAAUUUUACAACAUCGUGGCCACCCAGGAGUUCACAGUUAGUCCAGCAAAUUUCCACACUAACUCAGGAGCACAUCACCUGAAUACGUAUGUGUGUAUUAAUUCAGAUAUAUGGAAGUGGCUACAGGAUUUUCAGCCUGCGUUCCUCUGGUUUAUAUUUAUUCUGGGAACAAUAGGAAAUUCUUUUGUCCUCAUCGUCCUCUGUUUCCAUAAGAGUCGUUGCACAGUGGCUGAAAUUUACCUAGCAAACAUGGCACUUGCUGAUCUAAUGUUAGUCUGUGCAUUGCCUUUCUGGGCCAUUAAUAUUUCUAAUAACUUCCAUUGGCCGUUUGGCCUGUUCCUCUGUAAAGUUGUCAACAUAAUGAGCAUCAUGAACUUUUACUCUAGCAUUUAUUUCCUGACACUAGUGAGUAUUGAUCGCUAUCUGGCCUUGGUCAAAACCAUGUCUCUUGGAAGGAUGCGACGAACUGUAUGUGCCAAAUGGAAUAGCUUUAUAGUCUGGGCAUGUGCAUUGCUCAUGUGUUCACCUGCAAUGGUGUUCCGAAAAGUAAAGUAUUAUGAAGAAUUCAACAUCACAGCCUGUGGUCUUGUUUACCCAGACAGAUAUUGGCAUCCUAUAAGCAACUGCUUGCUAAAUAUUGUGGGCUUUGUGAUCCCACUCUUUGUAGUUACCUAUUGUACUAUGCAAAUCAUCAAAACCUUACGAAGCAGUGAACUACAGAAACUGCGGUUAGUCCAUACAGAGAGGAAAGCCACCACACUGGUCCUUGCUGUGCUCUUGCUGUUCAUUGUUUGCUGGCUUCCAUUCCAAAUCAGCACAUUCAUCGACACAAUCUGUUACGUCGCGGGCACUCUCAAAUGCCUGGAAGAAAUCAAUGACAUAGUGACCCAGGUAGCUGCGUACUGUUCCUUUAGCAACAGCUGCCUGAACCCAGUCCUGUAUGUAAUUGUUGGGAAGCAUUUCCAGAAGAAGGCUGUGGAAUUCUACAAGGACUUGUUCCCAAAGAGGUGCGGAAAAUCACAGUCUGCGCAGAUGGAAAACUCCCUGGACACUUUGAGAACUUCCAUUUCAAGUGAAUACUCAAGGAAAAAGUCUGUUUUCCCAUUACCACAGUAGAACAAUUUGUUCAUUACAAGGAAAAAAAGCCUUCUAACAUAUUGGUUUACACUACUAUCCAUCUGCUACUGGGCCGCAGAAUAUAUGUGGUAGUAUUUAUCAUUUGUAGGAAACCAACUUUUUGAUCUUAAAGGAGACUCCUUACAGAGACCUACUUUUGAUGUUAUUGGACAUUUUUCCUAAUUUAAUCCUACUUUGUUAGCACAGUUACAUUUUCAUGGGUGGAUAACAGUUGAUGCAUUCAUUAUUUGAAACGUUUUUAUUUCUAAGGUGUGCGUACAUGUACACGGAUUCUCUGAAUAGAGCCCCAGUAUAGAAACUAUUGUCAGGAUUGUGCAACUACUAAUGGUAUGCAUACAGUUUGUUAGGCUGGAUUUUUGAUAGGAGGGGCUUGUAUUUGAAUAUGUUCUGGUAAAUGAAUCCUGUAAGACUAUUAUUCAAAUGGAUUUUUAGGUGUGGCCACCUACUGAGCUUUUACUUUCUCUGUUCAGCCAUCUACAUCUAUUUUGAUUCAUGGAUUGACAAGCUGUGCCUUUUUGCAACUGCUCCGGCCCUACUAGCUACAGGUUUAUGUCAGCUUGUAUGUAUAGAAUGUAGCUCAAAAAGGUAAAGCAGCAGUGGAAGGAGGGCUACUCCCAGCUGCAUGAUGUUAGCUGAGUUUUCUUUGUAGCAGGAGAUUCUUUACCCCUUCUGUAUUGGGGUAAAAGCAUUCAUUUACUCCUUUUCAGUGAGUGAAUGCUUUUUACAUUCACGUGUACACUUCAGCUCAGAAACUUAGUUUUUAAUAUUCACAAAGCAUCAUUAAUAUCUGUAUUGUUAUUUAAUGGAAAUGUAAAAGCUCAGAACAUCUGGUGUAAUCUCACAAGUACAAGAAAUUAGAAACUGAGAAUGUGAAAGAGAGCAUCAUCUAACAGCCUUAGAAAUCUAACUGAAGAUAAUGGGAGUCUUGAAAGUUCGGAGUAUUCAAGAAUGGCUUUUUCAGAGUCUAAUAAUAUCUACAUUUUAUUUCUAGGGUUAAUCUAAGUGAUUUUAGCGCAAGAAAGCUUUUCUCCAGUUGGACUGGGUUUAUGAUCAAAUUUUAGUUUACAGAGAAGAUAAACUCAGAGUGAACUGAAUUGUCAGUCUGCAAUUUUAGUUUUAGGAACCUUGAUCAAAAGCCGAGAUGAUCUGAAAUCUUCUGAAAGUAACAGAGCCUUUAUUCUUUUCAAAACACUUAAGGUUAUAGCCUUAAAAACAGCAAGGGUAAUGCAGUCUGGUGACAUGUAAACUCAAAUUACUACUGCAUGGUCUUUAUUAUUCAAAGCUUGAAUGGAGCAAUAAAGUUCCAUUUAAGAUGGGAAAUUUGUAUUAAAACUUGAAAUAAUUAAACCCCAAAAUAGUCUAGAAGUCUGUGGAUGUGCUAUAAAAGCUAUGAGAUUUAGAUCCUUGUAGAUGACUUAUAGACAAUUUCCACAGGUUUUCUUUAAUAAUCCAGUAUAUUCCUUCAUCAUAAAUAAUUCUAUUGUUCAUUCUUUAAAUUAACCAAGAUAUAUAUGAUGAAACAUUGCAAGACUUUCUUUUAUCUGCAGUGUUAUAAAUACUGUCUCAUUCACGAGCAUGCUGUUCAUGCAUAAUAAGAAUAAUAUAAAUUUAUAUAUAUAAGAAACUCCAUACAGAGGUUUUGAGGCAAUGGAAGAUAUUUUGGGGUAUUUGGUACUGAGAAGUAAAAUAGUAAAAUAUUAAAAUGUUAUUAUAUUAAUAUGGCAUUAAUUUAAAUCAUGUAAAUAUAUAGACACAUUAUUUUGCUAUGCAGUAAGGGUGGACUACAGAAAAUAAACUCCUUUAAUAUAUGGGAUUUGCUGUUGUUUUCUUCUCUUGCCCGUAUCCUGUUACUCAGGAAUGGCUUGUCAGAAGUGCAAUUGUCAUAGGUACUUUCUUUCACUUCCCAUUGUACCAAAGGAAAGUGAGGCAAACCCAAGGAAUUUUAAUUAUUUUCAAAGCUUUGGAUCUUAAAAAGCUGUUAGCACAAGCAGAUGAUGUCAGUUGUGGACAGGACAAGGUUGCUCUUUUCCAGUCAGGGUUUCCAUGAGAAGUCACUAUCUCAGUUCAGGUCUCCUAAAUCCCCAAGUAGUACUUUAACCACUGAAGCACCCUUUCACUCCAUUCUUCCAUCAGCACAUUGUGGGUUUCCAGACUGUAUUGGCUCCUUCUAAUUUUUGCUGCUUCGGCCUUGGUAAACUGUAGUUAGUAGAGCUUGAUUAUUACUGCACUGUGAUGCUACCACGGUCAUAUAUUAGUAUUGCAUUGCUAUAUGUACUGUUCAGUCUGAAACUUCUCACAUCGUUAUUAUCAGUAGAAAUGUGCUGUGCUGUUCUUAAUACAUAAGAGUAUGAGAAAAUGUUUCAUUAUCAGUAGAACUGUGCUGUGUGAGAAAGUGUUCCAUGGCUGGCAAUAUGAGCAGAAUUGGGCUGCGCCAACUUAACUGUAUCUUCUCAAGUAUACAAGACGAGAAGAGAAGAGAAGAGAAAAGAAAACUAUCAACGUCCUGGCUGACCAUUCAGCACGAGUAUGGAUGCUGUGUGAAAAAGAGAGGAGCCGUGCAGGAACAUAGCACCUCUACAGCCCCUUAGCUUAAAGACAAGAGAUACCCAUCUGCUUCCUCCUCUCCCCUCCUGGGAUCUUGGUCACGUUCCAGGAAGAUGAAGGGCAGUAAACAGCUGGGGCCAGAUGCUGCUUCUUGGGGUUAUGUAAGUUGUUUAUGCAGUAGUAUAAAAAAUAAGACCCUCGUGGCAAUUAGUUAGAGACCUCACCUACGAGUGGAUGCACUGCGUAGGCCCUCCCAGUUGUCCGGGGUCAGGCUCUCCAAAUGCUUCUUGUGAAAAAGGGGCUCCCUGGCAACUAUGGAUCUGGAUGAUAAAGAUGAUAAAUGGGACAAUUGGUGAUGUAUCCUUCUUAAUUACUAUACUUAUUGUCUCGUAGUAAUGAUUAGACACAUUGCCUUUAAAAGCUGUUACUCUUAACUUGUUGGUCGUCACUACUAAUCAUUUGUCACCUUUUGUUUUCUUGCUGUGCAAUGCCUUCUAGUUCCUCCUGUUUGUUGCCCAUGCUCUGUGCAUUAGUGUAGAUGCACUUAGCUGAGCUGUUGAUCCCAUCAUGCUCCUGAGGGGAAUAGUCUUAAUUGAUACUAUGAUAUUCACUGUAGUUUCUAACCCAUCAAUAACCUUUGCAUCUUUGCUGCCACAUGCAGUGCUAUCUCCCGCUUCCUCUGAAGUGGCAGACCAAAGGGCCUUGCUCGCAUACCAACCUUCAGACACAGGAGUGCCAGGCGUUUUUCUAUCAAGCCUCAUUUCGUGCCCCUGCCCUUUCAUAUCUAGUUUAAAAUUAUAUUGAUUAGCCCUGCUAAAUUCUUAGUAAGCAUCCUUUUGACUCCUGGGGACAAGCGCAAGCCACCCUUUGUCAACAAGUGUCGUGUUGUGUAGGCAACCCGUGGUCAAAAACCCAAAAGUUUUGCUCCUCACACCAGGUUUGGAGCCACGUAUUUAUUUCCUGUCUCUUUCUACUCCUUCCCUAAAGAGCCAGAACCCAGAAGACUUUCAGAUUUCUGCCAUUUGUAUACUAUGUAAAGUGUGUAAUUAUUGAGCAAAAAAUCUUACUUCUGCCUUCAUCGAUAUAUUUGUUUAAUCUUUCUGAUCAGAGAAGCCCAGUUAGUAUUUGCAAAUUCCUGUGCAGCUCUAGACUACGUGUAAUUUUUGCAAGAAAUUCAACACAGGCAGAGUGGCUAAAGAUCAUAGAAGCAUAAAAGGUAAACUCAUGUGCCGUGAGCAUCCUGAGUUGAAGACACCAAUACACAGAUAUGUUUUAAUGAUGUGUAUACAGCAAAAGCCUUUUAACUGUUGACUCUAAUACAGAUGUUUUUAAAUUUAUUCCUUCACAUUCCUGUAAUUUGUGGUCCAUAACAUCUGUGCAAAACUGUUAAAUCUUACCAAAUAACUAUAUGCUUUCUAAAAUUUGAAAUGAAGACCUAAACUGCAAAGAAAUUAUGAAUAAAAUAUGUUUUGUAUGAAGGUACAGCUUCUUACGUGGACUUGUUCUAAGUUGUUUAACAACUGAAUCUAGAGCAGUGCCUUUUCAUUUCAUUAUUAUGCCGCCAAAUGCAUAGACUCCCAAUUCUAAAUCUCUGUCCACUAAUGACAAAAAUCCAAAGGUGGCAAUCAAAACCAACAAAAAGUAAGAAACCAGAUUUAGAAGGAAGAGUUGGAUUUGCAAACCACUAGUUCAAUCCCAUUUUGAAGUCAUGAGUUGUGUAAGACUGUGUUAUUUAUCAUUCAAAUUUUAUGCAAAACUGCAGUUUUCUGUACAGAGUGUGAGUAGAUGUGGAUGUUGGCAGCUCCUAGAGAUUAAUGUCUAAGCAAAGAUGAAUGCCGGACUUCUUGUAAUUUCCCAAAUGUUCUUCUUUAUGGAAAAAGUAACCUAAACACUGAAAUUCACUGACAUAGGCAAAGGGGAAGUUUUGGAAAGUCUGUGACGAAGAUCUGUUGUAUUACACUUACCUUAGUGAGUCAGCAUGGAAUGUGUUGUUUAGAGAUCGUGCUCCUGUAAGUUAUCAGGAUUCCUUAGGUAACAUGUAAUUAAUGAAAAGUCACAUUACAAGUCUUCAGCAAAAUUAAUGUUUUGCUAUAGAUAAUUAAAAAAAUUAUUCU